Messenger RNA from Dipodomys spectabilis (banner-tailed kangaroo rat), 4425 nucleotides. It is a transcript of the gene Sgpl1, whose product is annotated as sphingosine-1-phosphate lyase 1. NCBI's taxonomy places the organism in Eukaryota, Metazoa, Chordata, Mammalia, Rodentia, Heteromyidae. Bases 103 to 1809 code for a protein of 568 amino acids. The transcript has 15 exons. The record is from RefSeq and is a predicted model, not a curated record. Gene Ontology annotation, biological process: carboxylic acid metabolic process; sphingolipid catabolic process. Gene Ontology annotation, molecular function: sphinganine-1-phosphate aldolase activity; pyridoxal phosphate binding. Gene Ontology annotation, cellular component: endoplasmic reticulum.
GCGGAGCCUGCGCUAGGCAGUCGGGGUCAGUGGCGCUAGGGGAAGCAACGCGGGAGGCACUGCUGAAGGAGGGGCUCAGGGCUGGGACUUCGGGAGAGGAAGAUGCCAGCCACAGACCUUGUGAUGUUGAAGGCCUUUGAGCCUUACUUCGAGAUUUUGGAAGCAUACUCCACCAAAGCCAAGAAUUAUGUCAAUGGACAUUGCACCAAAUAUGAGCCCUGGCAGCUAAUUGCAUGGAGUGUUGCAUGGACCCUGUUGGUAGUCUGGGUGUAUGAGUUUGUUUUCCAGCCAGAGAGUUUAUGGUCAAGGUUUAAAAAGAAAUUCUUUAAAGUCAUCAGGAAGAUGCCGAUUAUUGGUCGCAAGAUCCAAGAAAAGUUGAAUAAGGCCAAGGAGGAUAUCAGCAAGAACAUGUCAUUCUUGAAAGUGGACAAAGAGUAUGUGAAAGCUCUGCCCUCCCAGGGUUUGAGUGCACCUGCAGUUCUGGAGAAACUCAAGGAAUACAGCUCCAUGGAUGUCCUCUGGCAAGAAGGGAGAGCCUCGGGAACAGUGUACAGUGGGGAGCAGAAGCUCACAGAGCUGCUGGUGCAGGCUUAUGGAAAUUUUGCAUGGAGUAACCCACUGCAUCCAGAUGUCUUCCCAGGACUACGUAAGCUAGAAGCAGAAAUUGUGAGGAUGAGCUGCUCCCUGUUCAAUGGGGGCCCAGAUUGCUGUGGGUGUGUUACCUCUGGGGGAACAGAAAGCAUCCUGAUAGCCUGCAAAGCUUAUCGGGACCUGGCCUUAGAGAAGGGGAUCAAGACUCCAGAAAUUGUGGCUCCCCAAAGUGCCCAUGCUGCAUUUGACAAAGCAGCCUGUUACUUUGGGAUGAAGAUUGUACGGGUUCCACUGAACAAGAUGAUGGAGGUGGAUAUACGAGCGAUGAGAAGAGCCAUCUCCAGGAACACUGCUAUGCUCGUCUGCUCCACCCCACAGUUUCCUCAUGGUGUGAUAGACCCUGUCUGCGAAGUGGCCAAGCUGGCUGUCAAAUACAAAAUACCCCUUCACGUGGAUGCUUGUCUGGGGGGCUUCCUCAUUGUCUUUAUGGAGAAAGCAGGAUACCCACUGGACAAACCAUUUGACUUCCGGGUGAAAGGUGUGACCAGCAUUUCAGCUGAUACCCAUAAGUAUGGCUAUGCCCCCAAAGGCUCAUCAGUGCUGUUGUACAGUGACAAGAAGUAUAGGAGCUACCAGUUCUUCGUUGGCACAGAUUGGCAGGGUGGCAUCUACGCUUCCCCAACCAUUGCAGGCUCUCGACCUGGUGGCAUUGUUGCAGCCUGUUGGGCUGCCUUGAUGUACUUCGGUGAGAACGGCUAUGUUGAAGCUACCAAACAGAUCAUCAAAACCACUCGCUUCCUCAAGUCAGAGCUAGAAAAUAUCAAAGGCAUCUUUGUUUUCGGGAAUCCCCAACUGUCAGUCAUUGCACUGGGCUCCCGGGACUUUGAUAUCUACCGACUGUCUAACUUGAUGACUGCUAAGGGGUGGAACCUGAACCAGUUGCAGUUCCCCCCCAGCAUUCAUUUCUGCAUCACGUUAGUGCAUACCCAGAAACGAGUAGCAAUCCAGUUCCUAAAAGACAUCCGGGAAUCUGUCACUCAAAUCAUGAAGAACCCUAAAGCCAAGACCACAGGAAUGGGUGCCAUCUAUGGGAUGGCCCAGGCAGUUGUUGACAGGAAGUUGGUGGCAGAACUCUCCUCAAUCUACUUGGAUAGCCUGUACAGUACGGACACUAUAACUCAGAGCAACCAGAUGAAUGGCUCUCCAAAACCACGCUGAGCUUGGGCCCUUUUUGGUCCCAAGGGGCUUAUGGUCUUCAGAAGGUUCUUGGGAUAUGCAACAGGCCACACACAACUUUGACAUCUGGUCCUGCUCCACAGGGCACGAGAUUGAUCAUGUAACAGUUUCAGCCUCAGGAUUUGGGUUCCUCUUUUGUUAACUUUGUGGGUUUUCAAUUGGAAGACCCAGAAGGAUUCUUCAUAGUAUAAUGAAUUUGCCCUUGUUAUAUAAACAUUGCCCUAGGAAUUAUUUGAGCCAUUUCUUUUUCUAACUUCUCUAGCUUUCAUCUCUAUUUAAUGGCCAUUCUGACUCGUCCUGAUCCCUUGGGAAAGCCAGGAGAUAGCAUAUGGGGAUCUUUGCUACCUCAGGCAGAUGGUUUGGUGGCCAGAUGGGAGGCAUUUUUGUAACUAUUGUUUCUCCAGGUGGGUAUUAAAUGUGUCCUGAGAAGGAGGCCAUUUUAGCCCUCUGUUUAUGAGUAAGUCGGUUGUCUCUUAGAAUCUCUUUCAUUGCCACUUGUUUCAUUUUUCCAGGACCCAGGUUGGCUAAGUGGUUGGUGCCUGUGGUGCAGGAUGAGCAACUGAGCACAUGGCUCCGUCUCCCAUGGCAUGGCUGGGAGUACUUCAGGCCCUGCUUCACCUUGGUUGCCACCAUCUUUGUAGAUGCUUGUUGGCAGAUAUGCCCAUUGCUUUGUUGUUCUUGUUGUGGAAUGGGAAAGGAAUGUGGUUUCCAGAGAAUUAAGGAUUUGCUGGAUGAGUAGUGGCAGUGGUCAUGCACAGCUGGGUCCUCUCCUGGAUGGUGGUGAGAGAGUCAGAGUCUUUGCUGUGCCUUCCUGAAUAACAGCAUAGCUGAGCUCCCAGGCUCAUGUGUGUGGGUGGUGGGCCUCCCUCUCCUAUUGCCUUAAGCCAUCAUGUAAUGAGAGUAUGUUUGCUUGCAGGACAGGCUUGAAGCAUCUCCAUAAGUUGCCUUGACUUAUCUUAGGUGAAAGUGAGGAGGGUAUAGGAGAGAUUUUUUUUCUCCCCAAUAGUGUACUCUUCCUGCCUUUACCCUUUAUUCAGCUUCCAGAGGUACUAUGACAAUUACCUCAGGUACGGUUCCUUUUUCUGCCCUGGCUGAUGGAGCACUGUGGAAUGGGAUAACCUUUUUGGGCUACAAGAAUAUGGUGGCAGACAGCUGUAGGAGGACCUGGCCAUCCCACAGCCUGGGAUUGAUUUGUAAGACAGUUGCUCAGGAUGGUACAGGACAGGCCCAAACCCUUGGGUCCACUUCCUACUCUUUCUGUUUUGGGGGCCUUGAUCUAAGUAGAGUCACUAUCCUGUUCUCAUGACAUCAUACUAUGUGCCUUUUUCCUCAGCAGUGAGCUGUUUCUGACCCAUAGGGGAUGGGCCAGUCUUGAGGCUUCUGUUUGGGUAGAAGAGAACUUAGGGCUAGUCAGGAGGAACUUUGCUGAGUUCCCUUCCCCUUCCCAGGGCUCCUGAAUGCUCAUCCUCUCCUGGCUUCUGUUUUCUAGGAGUGCUCACUAGGAAUGCAGGCAAGGGGAGUUCCACACCAGUCUUUCCUUCUGGCACAUCUGUUAGAAGCAGUCUUUCUUUAGCAUUGCACUUCUCACCAGGAACUGUGACUAGCUGACCAUGGCUUUGUAUGGUGUGUGUGUGUGUGUGUGUGUGUGUGUGUGUGUGUGUGUGUGUGUGUGUGUGUGUGUGUGUGUGUGUGUGUGUGUGUGUGUGUGCGCGCGCGCGUGUGCGUGUGCGUGCUUAUCUCCUGUUUGCCUUACGGUACACUGUAGGGUUCAGGAGUGGUGGCUGUUCUUGUGUACAGGUGUCAGGGAGUAGCUGAAAUCUGUAGCUACAUGCUUCCUUGAAGGAGGGAGCCUCAAGAGAGUAGCUGUGGUCAGAGCUGUGUGGCAGCUGUCUCCAGUCUCUAGUGCAUCAUGUUGGAGGAGGCCCAGGGACCCAGAGCCACCCCACAAGGCACCGCUGUGGCUUAUCAGCAGCUAACCUAGAGAGUUACGGAUCCUUCAGAUUCCCUGGGACCAGACCUGAGCCACUUGCUUCCUUUAUGCUGUCACAGCAUUGGUGUGGGUGGGGGGGUUAGGGAGCGGUAGGGGCAUGAGGGUAUUUUUCAAAGGGACCUACCAUAGCCACUUUUAAUUGUGAUUCAGAGCCUUAGUUUGACUUAACACUUUUAUGAGCUCUUCAUUUUGUAUAUGUGAUUUUAUGUGUGCACAUAAACCUAGUCUGUGGCAGAAGUGAGUAGAGUAACUUUGUGAUAUCAUGUUAGGAGAAGUCACAUUGGCUUCUGCAAAGUCUGUAAAAGGUUAUACUGUCUUUUUAUUGCAUUAGAAGGAAGUAGUUCCUGCGGGAUGGCUCAUUGGUGGAGUGGUUGCCUGGCAUGUGCCAGACCCUGCGUACCAUCCCCAGACAGAACAGAAAAGCGAAAUAGUAGUCCUGUGAAUGUACUACCAUGUCACUUUUAAUAUUACCAGUUUUAUACUUGGAAAAUGGUACUUGCCUCUUUUUAAUCUGUUUUGUCUUCUCUAACCUCUUCCCUAUGCCCAUUUCUAAUUACGGCAAUAAUUUCUUAAGAAGCAAUUAAAUAAUUAAAUGUCCCAAAUUGUAA